Molecule: messenger RNA, 477 nt
Organism: Ogataea haglerorum
Lineage: Eukaryota; Fungi; Ascomycota; Pichiomycetes; Pichiales; Pichiaceae
Exons: 1
Coding region: 1-477 (158 amino acids)
Biological process (GO): regulation of transcription by RNA polymerase II
Cellular component (GO): mediator complex
Molecular function (GO): transcription coregulator activity
Source: RefSeq, a predicted model, not a curated record
AUGUCGAGAAGGGACGUUUCGUACAUACAAUCCAGACUCGACGCGCUCCAGGAGGUCGACGUCCGGCUCGUGUCGAUGCUGGACAACCUGUCGACGACGCUCGGCCUGCUCAAGAGCCACAAGGAGGCCGGCGUCGCGAACGAGGCCGAGUUCAAAAACGCCGCCUCUGGCUUCUACGCUGAGCUCAGCCGCGCUGCCGUGAGUCUGAGCAAGGAGGUGAAAAUCAUCAACAACAAGGUCACGUCGCAAACGGGCGAGCUCGACCUUUUGCCCGUCCAGAUAAAUAAAAAAUCUGUCUGGGUGAACGAUGCCAAGCUUAGGGAGGAAAUCCAGCAUCUGGACCAGCUCGCGGACUUCAAAAACAUCGAGGUUCCGCCAGACGAGCCGGAAAGACCCGAGGGUUCGCCCCAAGACGACAAAAAGAUCCCAGAAACCAUCGACUUAGACGCUAUCGACAUGAGCGACGCAAAUACAUAA